GUCUCAUUUAUGGAUGUGGUGAGGCAAUGCAUGUAGUUAGUAUUUUACCCGUGGUUUAACAUUUGUGCACACAAAACAGUGGUGGAUACAUUAGGAACUCCUCUUAAGAAGGAGUUACUACACAGCUUUGGUGUUUAAAAUACCGAGCCUUUUUUGUCCUGUUCAUGGUAGAAAAGUGAGAGAAGAUUUUCCAACAUGCAGGCUGCAGGUGACUUUCUAAAUGUAUUCAACACUGAGGCCAGCAAGAUAUCUGUGACACUCUUCCUCAUUUUUCUUGGUCUCCUCUACUGGUAUUCAGUCCGUCCCUUCUCAGUCCUCUCACGAUGUGGCAUCAAACAUCCAAAGCCAGUGCCUUUCUUUGGCAACUUAUUUAUGUUUCAGCAGGGUUUUUUCAAACCUCUGAAUGAUCUUAUCAAAACAUAUGGUAAAGUAUGUGGAUAUUAUUUGGGCCGGACACCAGUGGUAGUGGUAGCAGACCCUGAUAUGCUCAGACAAGUGCUGGUGAAGGACUUCAGCAGCUUCCCUAAUAGAAGGAGAUUUGUGUUUGCCAAAAAGCCUAUAUCCGAUUGCUUGCUCCAGUUAAAGAAUGAACGCUGGAAACGAGUGCGGAGCGUCCUGACCCCGUCUUUCAGUGCUGCCAAGAUGAAAGAAAUGGUUCCGCUCAUCAAAACAGCCACUGAUGCCCUGAUGAAGAAUCUGAAUGUCCACGCUGAGUCAGGAGAGGCCUUUGACAUCCAUAGAUACUUUGGCUACUUUACCAUGGAUGUUAUUGCCAGUGUGGCAUUUGCAACUCAGGUGGACUCGCAGAAUAACCCAGAUGACCCGUUUGUCCAACACGCUCAGAUUGCCUUCACCAAUAAUUUCUUCAGGCCUAUUUUGUUACUUUUCUUUGCUUUUCCCUCCAUCAUGGUUCCUCUGUCGAGGUUCAUACCCAGCAAAAGACAAGACAAGAUGAAUAAUUUCUUCAUUAACAGCAUUCACAAAAUCAUCAAACAGAGAGAGGAGCAGCCUCCUGAGCAGAGGCGUAGAGACUUCCUUCAGCUGAUAUUAGAUGCUCGAGCCACUGAAGAGUGUGUGUCAUUGGAGCACUUUGACACAUCAAACGAUGCUCAUGAGACUGAUGUCAGGAACCAGCAGACCCAGUCUUCAGGCACAGUUCAAGAAAACGGGAGCCAGCAGGAGCAGUCUGUCAGGCGUCCACAGAAAAAGAUGAUGACUGAGGAUGAGAUUGUUGGUCAGGCAGUAAUCUUCCUCCUGGCAGGCUAUGAAACCAGUAGCAACACUCUGGCGUUCACCUGCUACCUCUUGGCCCUCCACCCUGAAUGUCAACUCAAAGUACAGAAAGAGGUGGAUGACUUCUACACUAGACAUGACUCACCUGAUUACACAAAUGUGCAGGAGCUGAAGUAUUUGGACAUGGUUAUAUGUGAAGCAUUACGCCUCUACCCUCCUGGAUUCAGGUUUGCACGAGAAAUAGAACAUGACUGUGUGGUGAAUGGUCAGCAACUUCCUAAAGGAGCAAUACUGGAUAUCCCUGCAGGCUUCCUCCAUUAUGACCCAGAACACUGGCCCGAGCCUGAGAAGUUCAUUCCUGAGAGGUUUACACCAGAAGCCAAGGCCGCUCGACAUCCAUUCGUAUACCUACCAUUUGGAGCUGGCCCUCGUAACUGUGUGGGAAUGAGACUCGCCCAGCUUGAAAUCAAAAUGGCUUUAAUGCAUCUGUUCCACAACUUCAGCAUAAAAGCCUGUUCUGAUACUAAGGUUCCUCUUGAGUUGAAGUCAUCCAGCACUCUUGGACCCAAAAAUGGUGUUUUUGUGAAAAUCACAAGAAGAGAACAAGGAGCUCAUCUGUCAUCAGCUGAUUAAAUCAUUUACACCAUACUGAAACAUAACAAUCUCUUACUGUGGAUUGGGACACAGUGUCUACACACAUUGGGCGCGAGCACUCUCUACAGACAAUGAAAGGAAUUGCAACAUGCAGCAUUUAUAUCAUCCCCAAUGAUGAGAUUUUCAGUGCUGGUUGUAAACAGAAUUGUGCAAAUAAUGAAAAGAACACAUUUUGUGAAAUUUUGCAGUUUUUAUAUUCAUGUGAAAUUUUCUGUAUUGAAAUAAAAAUCUGUCUAUCAGUAAAAAUAGGUGUAAAAACAUCUAUCUCGUACCAUUUAGACAACCUUCACGACUCUUUAGAGACAAAACAUCUGAUUCAAAUUUUCUCUGCACGACAAAAUCAAUACUGGUGAUGUCUCAACUUUGUAUUGCACGAAGAGGAAGAAUCGACUGAGAAAGUUUAACUUUGAUGAAAAACUGUGGCAGGUUUUCCAAAGUGUUUUGAGGCUCUACUUGUGUAAAAAGGUUGUCAAACAGCCAGGAAUGGCAAAGACAAGUUAAGCCUCCCGCUUUAUAGCUGCAAAAAAGAAAAUAAUUUAAUGAAUAUUUUGGCAUCUUCAGUUUAGUCUUUUUGUGUCACUUUAUGUCACUUUUGAUAGACUUUUUGUCUUGUCAUCAAAUAAAGCUCCUGUGUUGCA
Messenger RNA from Haplochromis burtoni (Burton's mouthbrooder), 2525 nucleotides. Its product is annotated as thromboxane-A synthase. Bases 196 to 1866 code for a protein of 556 amino acids. The record is from RefSeq and is a predicted model, not a curated record. Gene Ontology annotation, molecular function: steroid hydroxylase activity; iron ion binding; oxidoreductase activity, acting on paired donors, with incorporation or reduction of molecular oxygen. Lineage: Eukaryota; Metazoa; Chordata; Actinopteri; Cichliformes; Cichlidae. The transcript has 16 exons.